GAUAUACCGAAUACCGAUAUCCUAUCAUACGCCGGCCACGUCCGUUACGCCACGUCCAUGUUUUUAAGAGGGGUAAGAAGAAAAUAGUGGUGACAAAAACGCCGCUGCAGCCGAUGCUGAUUUGAGUAGUUUUCUUUGAAAAAAAUUCUUUCAAUAAUUUAUAUUUUCAAGAAGAUUAUUUUUAAUCAACAACAAUGAAGUCUCAGAACUCGUUGACUUUUUUCUCAAAAGCAGUUUACUUUCUGUUGCUUACUGGAACUUUGGCAUGUUGUAACCUUAUCGAUCCCGGUUUAAACAUCAAAAAUGCUGACAGAACUAUUGAUUUGCACUCGCAAAUAACUAAAAUAACGAAUAAACUAGUCAUUGAAAAUAAUGGUAAGAGUGCAGUACGCAGUUUUCUAUUUGCAGUGGAUGCCAAGCAAAAGGCCUAUCUCAGUUACAUAUCUGCAUUGCUCAGAGAGCAUGGCAGACCAGAGCUUAAAGUUAAAGAAGUUAAAGAUGCACAACUAAGCAAGACCCAUCCUGACAAAUUAUUUUAUUCUAUUGGAUUGAGAGAUCCACUGCAGCCAGAACGCUCAGUUUCUGUUGAAGUUGAAGUAAUUCUUACCCACGAACUUAUAGCACAUCCUAAAGAGAUAUCACAGAAGGAAAAGCAAUUGGUUAAAUAUACAGGAAACCUUUAUUUGUUUACACCAUACUCUGUCAACAAACAAACUACUACAGUCAUGCUACCUUCUAGGAAUAUUGAAAGCUACACCAAGAUUAAACCAGUUACUCAAAGUGAUUCUACUAUUACUUAUGGUCCUUAUGAUAAAAAGGUUCCAUUCGUACAAGAUGAAUUAACAGUACAUUUUGAAAAUAAUAAUAAAUUUUUAACUGUUACAAAACUUGAAAGGAGUAUUGAAAUAUCCCACUGGGGCAAUAUUGCUGUUGAAGAAACUAUUGAUUUGCUACAUACAGGAGCACUGUUGAAAGGUUCUUUUUCUAGGUAUGAAUAUGCAAGAGAAUCAAAGUCAGGGCAACCAAGUAUACAAAGUUUCGAUACAGUUUUACCAGCUGCUGCUUCAGAUAUAUACUACAGAGAUGAAAUCGGUAAUAUUUCAACUUCUCACACCAGGAUUAAGAAAGAUUCUGUUGAAUUGAACUUGAGACCUCGUUUUCCACUUUUUGGUGGAUGGAAGACUCGCUAUACAAUUGGAUACAAUGUACCUAGUUAUGAAUAUCUGUACAAUUCCAGAGAUGAAUACAUUCUUGAUAUGAGACUAAUAGAUCACAUAUAUGAUGAUAUGGUUAUUGAUGACAUGGUUGUUAAGAUCAUCCUACCAGAAGGAUCUCAUAGUAUUAUGUUAGAACUGCCAUAUGAAGCUACUCGAUUAACUGAUUCUCUUCAUUAUACCUAUCUAGAUACUACUGGCCGACCAGUCAUAUCAGUAACAAAAAAUAAUUUAGUUGAAAGUCAUAUACAAAACUUCAGAUUGAAAUAUACAUUUCCAAAGCUAUUGAUGCUACAAGAGCCUCUUCUAGUAGCUGUAGCCCUUUAUCUUUUAUUUAUACUUGUGAUUGUUUAUGUACGCUUAGACUUUUCUAUAGAUAAAGAUGAGAUCUCGGAGAGUAAACUACGAGUUGCUGGUCAAUGUGAAAAAAUUUUAGCUGCACAAGAUAGAAGAGUUUCAUCUUAUAAUGAUUUAGAUGAUCAGUUGAAUCACUUGAAAACAAACAAAGAUGUCAAUACUUUUUUGUCAACCAUAAAAAAUAUUAAUCAAGAAUAUAAAAUGGCUACUGCAGCAGUUGCAGAACUAGCACAAAAACUUAAAGGGGAAUCUGGAGAUGUUCAUGAUAGAGUACAAGAGCUCCAAAAACAUGAUAGAACAUUGAAAGAGCUCUAUAAUCAACAGCAAUCCCUUUAUGUUGAUAAGCUAGUACCUGGGAAAAUCAAUCGCCAAGCAUUUGUUGAAGCUGAAUCAGCUAUUGCUAAGAAAAAAGAGGACUGUGUGGAAAAAAUCAAUAACAUUGUGAAAUCAUUACAAUAAAUUGUCUUAAGUGUAAACAGAAUGAGAGAUGAAGAAAUGAAUCAGAAAUAGUUAAAUUUUUACAGAAUGUUUGCAAUGAUGAGUGUUAUUUUAGUUUAGUACAAGCAUUUAUGCAUUAUAAGUUUUAUAAAAAAUGCUAACAUUUCUAAUCAAAAUCAGAUGAAAAUUUCUAUCUUCAUUGCAAAAUUUCGAAAAAAUAAUAUUUUAUAGAUGAAUGAAUGUACAAUAUUGAAAUUUUGUAUUGAUUCAUCAACUAUUGUCAACGUUAUUUAUAACAAAAAACAAGAGUUGUAAAAUUAAUUAAGGAAGAAUAAAAUGAAACGUUAUAUUAAAUUUCACAAGACUUCACGAAAAAUGCGAAAUAAAAGCUUGUAAUGAUGCUUAUGAGUAAUUUACAAUGCUUGCAUUGGUAUAGAAAUGCAAUGCCAAUGUUUAUUAAAAAAAAUGCAUAGUCAUUUUUAUCAAUUUAUGUAUAUUUGUGUGAAAAAAUA
Messenger RNA from Phymastichus coffea, 2521 nucleotides. RefSeq names its product dolichyl-diphosphooligosaccharide--protein glycosyltransferase subunit 1 (gene Rpn1). The transcript has 3 exons. Gene Ontology annotation, cellular component: membrane; oligosaccharyltransferase complex. Lineage: Eukaryota; Metazoa; Arthropoda; Insecta; Hymenoptera; Eulophidae. The coding region runs from base 195 to 2030 and encodes 611 amino acids. The record is from RefSeq and is a predicted model, not a curated record.